Aedes albopictus (Asian tiger mosquito) is the source of this 562-nucleotide messenger RNA. RefSeq lists its product as uncharacterized. The record is from RefSeq and is a predicted model, not a curated record. The coding region runs from base 209 to 556 and encodes 115 amino acids. The transcript has 2 exons. Lineage: Eukaryota; Metazoa; Arthropoda; Insecta; Diptera; Culicidae.
UGACUUAAUCCCGCUUGAGUCGCCUCGAAGGAAGCAUAUCAACCUCAUUACCGACUGCUGCUGCUGCAAUCGGAUCAUGAUCGUAUAAAUAUGACUGCGCGCCACCGCAACCGACUAGGCUCAAUAUUGCUGUUUUCAGAGGCAAGUCUCUCCAUCCACUACUGGCAGAGGGAGUGUUUGCAGCCUCGCGCAGUUAAUCGAAUCAAGAAUGCAGCUUAUCGGCGAAACUCUGCUCAUCAUUGUGCUCGUGCGAUUGACCGGUGACGUUGCCGCGGCAUCCAUUGACUCCGGAUCAACGACGUCAAUUACGGAAUCCAGCUCGCAGCGUUUUCUGAUAAAUAAUCAGCGGCUCAGUACGCAGAAGCCCAAUGUCGGCAGCUUAUCGUCCAAGGGGGCGGCAAGUCAGGGCUGGUUCCGCAACACAUUGUCCGUUUAUUCAAGGAUACAGCCACGGGUGGGACGAGAUACGAAAGGAGUGCAAGCGGACGUUGACGAGAGUAGGCAAUCCGUGCAGUAUUCCGAGAAAAAUGUUCCAAAUAUAAUGAUAUAUGCAUGAAAUUUC